Messenger RNA from Aspergillus versicolor CBS 583.65, 1557 nucleotides. RefSeq lists its product as uncharacterized. The transcript is spliced from 6 exons. Gene Ontology annotation, molecular function: chitin binding; hydrolase activity, hydrolyzing O-glycosyl compounds. Lineage: Eukaryota; Fungi; Ascomycota; Eurotiomycetes; Eurotiales; Aspergillaceae. Bases 1 to 1557 code for a protein of 518 amino acids. The record is from RefSeq and is a predicted model, not a curated record. Gene Ontology annotation, biological process: carbohydrate metabolic process.
AUGAAGAUUUCCACCCUUGCUCUGCUGCCCUUUGGGCUCUUCUUUCAAGUAUACGCUGCUUCCCAGUAUCAAUGGCUGCAAGACCUCGCCAAAGCAGACGGUAGCUAUGCCUGUUCCAAAUCAGCUCCCUGCGAGAUUGGCUGCUGCGGGCCUCUGGACCAAAAAACCGGUAAAGGGACUUGCGGCUUCGGUCCGGAUUUCUGCGGGAAAGGAUGCAGCUCAUCCUGCGACAGAAAAAGCGAGUGUGAUGCCGGCUGGGGAGAACAGUGGUCCAGCACAUCGGCUUGUCCAUUGAAUGUCUGCUGCAGCAAAUUUGGUUUUUGCGGAACUACACCUGAAUUCUGUGGAGGCAAUAAGGUGGUAUCACCUGAAUGCGACGGCACAAGCGCCCAUAAACGGACAAUCGGGUAUUAUGAAGGUUGGAACGUUGAAGGAAGGCUAUGUGAUAAGAUGACCCCAGAAAACAUCCCUCUAGGGAUUUAUACCCAUAUCAACUUCGCCUUUGCACUCAUCAAUCCAGAUACCUUCCGCAUCGCUCCCAUGGACGAUAAAACGGCGUCCAGAUACCGCUCCGUUGUAGCUCUCAAACGCCGCCAGCCCGCGCUGAAGGUCUGGAUUGCCAUAGGAGGCUGGGCGAUGAACGAUCCAGGUCCAACCCAGACUACAUUCUCUGAUCUUGCUGCAUCUGAAGAGAAUCAGCAUGCCUUCUUCGAGUCCCUUGUGAGCUUCGUACUGAACAACGGGUUCGAUGGUGUUGAUCUAGACUGGGAGUAUCCUGUUGCGGAUGAUCGUGGUGGCAAGCCAAAGGACUUUGAGAAUUUCGUGACUUUCAUUAAACGUCUACGGGAGAGGCUUAAUCAUGCUCCGAGGCAUAUUGGGUUGUCUAUUACUUUGCCCGCCUCAUAUUGGUAUCUGAGAGGAUUCGAUAUCGUCCAUCUCGAACCGCAUGUUGACUUCCUAAACAUAAUGACCUACGACAUUCACGGUGUUUGGGACGGCCCCAUCGAGGCUCUGGGCCAAUAUGCCCUUGCACACACAAACCUCACAGAAAUCAACCUCGCCCUGGAGCUGCUCUGGCGCAACCACAUCAACCCAGAGCGCAUAAACCUCGGCCUUGGCUUCUAUGGCCGCAGUUUCACCCUCGCAUCCCCGGACUGCGUACAAGCCGGUUGUGAAUGGAGCGAGGGCGGGCGGCCUGGCAAAUGCACAAACACAUCAGGCAUUCUCUCCGCAACUGAGGUAUCGCGCAUCCUCAAGGAGGGGAAGGGAAUGUCAUUCGAAGACAAAGAGGCCGCGGUCCAAAUCGUUGUCUUUGACAAGGACCAGUGGGUUGCGUAUGAUGACGAGAAAACCUUGAAAACGAAGCUGGAGUUCGCGAAUAAGCGAUGUCUGGGGGGCACGAUGGUUUGGGCUGUUGAUUUGGACGACGGUGGCUUGAUUGGGGCUUUGGGACAGGCAAUGGGGAAGGAAAAGGAGAUUGUCGUUGGUGAUUUCGGCUUCAACGAUUAUACCACGGAUUUGGGAACCAAUAGAACUGGGGAGCCUCCUGGUGCUUAG